This is a messenger RNA of Fonsecaea erecta, 1734 nucleotides long. RefSeq lists its product as hypothetical. Gene Ontology annotation, molecular function: zinc ion binding; DNA-binding transcription factor activity, RNA polymerase II-specific. Lineage: Eukaryota; Fungi; Ascomycota; Eurotiomycetes; Chaetothyriales; Herpotrichiellaceae. Gene Ontology annotation, biological process: regulation of DNA-templated transcription. The record is from RefSeq and is a predicted model, not a curated record. The coding region runs from base 1 to 1734 and encodes 577 amino acids. The transcript is spliced from 2 exons.
AUGACGAACUUACUGGAAUGCACGCAGAAGAGGUCGAGGCGCCAUACUCCCAAGGUUCGCACGGGCUGCGUCACUUGUAAAGCAAGAAAGAUACGUUGCGACGAAAAGAAGCCGAGCUGUGAGAGGUGCACCUCGACCGGACGUCGAUGCGAGGGCUACGUCGCCCUAAGACCUCUUCUUUUCGAAAUACCCCAAGACAAGGACGAACGAUGGGGGUUCUACUACUUCCGGGACAGGACUUCAAGGCAACUCCUCAGCUUCGCCCAUCACGAUUUCUGGAACCGUCUGGUUAUUCAAGCUGGCUAUUCUCGUGGUAUCGUCCGGCACGCGCUAGUCGCCAUUGCUUCCUAUCACGAGAGUGUCGACACUCCCGACCAUGUUCGACAGCUGGACCGCCAGCAGUUUGCCAUCUGCCAGUAUAACAAGGCAAUCAAAAGCCUCCUCGACGCUGGAAUUCACAGCGAUGUUGAGGAUGUUCUGUUAGCGUCGAUUUUGUUCACCUUUUUUGAAAAUGUUCGAGGGGCCUUGCCAAAUGCCCUGGUUCACCUACAUGCGGGAUUACGCGUUCUGUCCGAAUGGCGAUCUUUGCAUAGCUCUUGGGACAAUGUCAAGCCAUCGAAUCAGCUCAUUGGGCAGCAUCUUGCGCCUAUCCUAUGUCAUCUCCAGAACACAGCUGCCACCUUGAUGCCGAUAAGAUUAGACCAGCCGCGGAUAUCCUCCAUCGGCCCGCCAGAAUGUUUUCAAUCUCUCCAAGAAAGCCACGUAUUCUUUGACAAGAUAGUUCAUGGUCUCUGCGCCCGUCUCCAGUCCGUCCACAAACAGGACACUUGGCCUUAUGGUGAUGAGAGUACCAUUCAUGAAGGACGGAUAUUGCUAUGGGCAUGGUAUAAUUCAUUCAGCAAGUUUCUCGGUAAGGGGAGCCAUAGCGUCUGCUUUUGCUUCACUCCCUCAUCUCUUUGCCACUUCAACAUUGGAGCCUGCUAUCUUGAGAUGCAAUUCUUGUCCGUCAUGAUCCGACUCGAGUCAAAGGUACACCGAUCUGAAAUGGUGUUUGACAACCAUGUGGCUGAUUUUCAAGUCCUCCUCGACAUAACUACCCGGCUCGCCGAUAUGCUCUACACGGAAGAGGCUGCUGGCGCUGACACGUGUCUUGGCUUCCCGAUAGAAUACCUUGCCAUAGCUUCCUUCAUCGCUUUGCGUUGUCGGCAAUCGAUCAUCCGCAGGGGCGCCAUCGCUUUGAUGCGAUCUCACCCUAGGACAGAAGGCAUUUGGCAAAACAAAGUGGCAGCUGACCUUGCAGAAUUUAUCGUGACUCUCGAAGAGACAGGGAGCACUGUCUAUGAUGCCCCCAGCUGUCAUGAUAUACCUGAGAACAGUCGAAUUCAGCUCCUCGCCAGCAAUUUUCUCUUGUACGAUCAGAGAAGCGAAACCUUUCAAAUUGCUCACGACGUCUCAUCUCCGGACCUGAUCAAGAUCAGGGUUAUCCGCUCUGGGAUCAGGCCAGCAGACCAAGGCUUUGAGACAUUCUGGAUCGACUGUCGCCCCGAACGGGGAAUGGGCAUGGGCACAACCUACCUCCCUGACGAUGUAUCAGGCCUCUUCCCGCAAACUCUCCAGACCGAGUCGAAUCUGUGGCGACAAACCGACGGUGGAAACUGGGCAGAGUACCUCGAAAGGUCUGCCGCGUCCCAUAUCUGCGGAAAUGUCAAAGGGAUCCAGGGAGGACACCAGUAG